CAAAAAGCACGGCGCUGCUGAGACGCGCGAGGCAAAAUGUGCAACUUUGAAUGCAACUCGACGUGUCCGCCUUCAGUCAGACCAGUCGAUGUCAGAAACGGGCAGGCGUUUAAUCGAGCGCCGACGGAACGGCGGGGAGAAAAUGACCUCUGGUUUAGCUAGUUCACGUUAACUUUGUAACCUUUGAGUCGAGAUAUAUAUAGAUCUUUUUUUUUUUUUUUUUUUUUUUUGGCGUUGUUAGGUUAGCCUGGAUAAGCCAGUUAGAGGCACCGAAGAUACCGAGUUAUAAUAAACAGGUUAAAAAAAAUGCUGAGGUAUUCAUCCGGGAGGCGGAUAAUAUUUGGGCUUCCAGCGUGGAGACGCGUGCAGCAGAACAUCCGGCCGCCUAGCUGCACACCAGGAGCCCAGCUGCUGCUGCGUCCUCCUCAAGCCUCCUCCGUGCGUACCUUACUCGGACCGUCAUCCAGCAGCAGAUGUGGCGGCGGCGUCGGGCCCGCGGCCUGGAUGGCCCCGCGUCUUUGUCACGGCGACUCAAGGGACGCCUCGGAGAAAGGAGGCGACGACGGCAAAGGCUUCAGCAUGAGGGCCCUGACUCAGGCACCCAAGCCAGCUCUGUACCUCGGGUUCUCCGGCCUCAUCCCGUUUCUCUCCGCCCCGCUCUUCAUGGCUGCCACCCAGUCCUUCUACCCCGAGGUAGCCUACGCCCAGAUGGUGUACGGCGCCUCCAUCGUGUCCUUCCUGGGAGGCGCCCGCUGGGGAUUCGCCCUCCCUGCUGGUAGCCCCGCUGAGCCGGACUGGAGGAACUUGGGCAACAGCGUGGUGCCGUCGCUGCUGGCCUGGCUGGCGCUGCUCUGCAGGGACAAUAUAACAGAGGGAGCCCUGGUGGUUCUAAUGGGACUGGGUCUGUCACUGCAUUACGACCUGAGCGUGCUGCCAGGCUACCCCACCUGGUUCAGAGCCAUGAGGACGGUCCUGACUCUGGUCGCCACCUUCUCCCUCGUUGCCACGCUGCUACUUAAAAAGAUCUGCGUGGAGAGAAAACUCAGAGAGAUGCAGAAGUGACCUAUAGGAGGGGUUUUGGAUUUAACAUGAAUAAAGACUUCUAAGCACUU
This is a messenger RNA of Fundulus heteroclitus (mummichog), 1112 nucleotides long. RefSeq names its product transmembrane protein 69. The coding region runs from base 307 to 1062 and encodes 251 amino acids. The record is from RefSeq and is a predicted model, not a curated record. The transcript has 3 exons. Lineage: Eukaryota; Metazoa; Chordata; Actinopteri; Cyprinodontiformes; Fundulidae.